Spathaspora passalidarum NRRL Y-27907 is the source of this 1980-nucleotide messenger RNA. RefSeq lists its product as uncharacterized. The coding region runs from base 60 to 1946 and encodes 628 amino acids. The record is from RefSeq and is a predicted model, not a curated record. The transcript has a single exon. Lineage: Eukaryota; Fungi; Ascomycota; Pichiomycetes; Serinales; Debaryomycetaceae.
ACAACAAUUGUCUGAUUACACCAAACCCAAGAUUUACACAACUCUAGAGACCAUCUCACAUGUCGGAGCUAUAUUUCUUGCGGCAUGCUGAAAGAAUAGACCAUGCCCAGUCAAACUCUAUCGCAUUGACCCCAACUUACGAGGAAUACGACCCGUCGCUUUCUGCCAACGCGAUACCUCAAAUUGAACAGGUGGUCAAUGAUAUAACCUCCACAUCUACUGCAUUUCCAACCACACCCACCAUUCGAAACAAGACUAUAUACAUCCACUUCAGUCCAUACUUGCGAUGUUGUCAAACUGCUGAUCUACUUGUGACUCAUCUCAAGCACAGGUUAAGUCAUGAUGACAGGUAUGCCAAAUACAAUGUCAAGUUUCAACUAUUGGGUGAUUUUGCCUUGAGUGAGUGGAUCCAUGAGAAAAUGAGCAAUAAGCCCCCAUUCACAGAUUCUGAUGAUGCAUAUGCCAUGUAUACUGCCAAUCUAAAACAGCUUGUUAACAAGUCGUGUUGUUCUAAUUUUAGGCCCGCAACUAAGUUGGGACCAUAUAAUGGACCAGGGUUGAAAUACAAAGAUUAUCAGUUGAACUGCAAAGAAUAUUUCACCAAAUUGUUGGCCACGUAUGACAAGCCAAUGUACAUCAAAAAUCAAGAUAUUAUCAUCAUAAUAUCCCACGGAUAUGCCAUCAACAACUUUAUGACCUAUUUCACCAACCAUCCAAUUUUUCAAGAGAUACCCGUGGCCAAAAUUAAUUUCGCCCAGAGACUAUUACUGGAUGGGAAAUCUGAAGACGGGACUUACAAGACCGACAACUACAAGUGGAAAUUACUCAAGGACGCCCUUGAAAUUAUGGAGGAACAUCAUGAAUAUGCAUUAAACUUGGAUACAAAUGUGGUUUAUUACAAGACCAAUUUCAUCAGAAAGGAUAAGUUAAAAUGGAACGGAUCGGAACCAGAAUUGGCUGUUAGUAAUCUUCCCCGCCUAGGGUUCAAAAAUGAUGCCAAAUCUUUGGAUUCCGAUAGCUUGUUAACUCCGGCUGCUAAAAAUUGGAUACCUGGGGUUAAGAUAUAUUUGAUCAAGAGGGAAUUCAAGGAGAAGUACAUGAAUGAUGAAUCAUUCAAACGCGAUUAUGAUAUUUCUAAUCCGCCAACUAGGCGAGUAACUCCGGAAGUAUCACCACAAUCAGCACCGUCACGAGUUAACUCGUAUAUUGAUAUUCUGAGAUUAUUAAACAAUGAAAACUUAUCUAAACCAUUGAAGUUAAAGUAUGGAAGCAAUCAAGAUAUUCCCUCGCUGGCGUUGAAUUCCAAAGUCAAUUCUCAGGUCAACCUUAUGGAUUAUUCCGCGAGCGGAUACGCCAGUGGCACGUCUUCAAAUUCAAGUAUAGACAAGAUGUUAUUUUCAUUGCAGCACAAGAGUAGUAAAACUGCAACUAAUGCACCUGAGGAAUACUUCCCACAAGUUAAAUCACCCUUGCAAGCCGCAUUACCAGAUAUACCAAUUGAAGAUAUCCAAGGAAGAAACUCACCCAUUGAAGUAUUAUCCCGAGCAAGAUCGGGAAUUUACAAACAAUCUAUUCUCGCACAACAAUCUUCAAAUUCACUAACAGAAGAAUAUGAUGACGGAUCUGACAAGAGACAUUUCACGUUGGAAUUCUCACCCACGAGAACCCCAAGCACGAAUCAACGUCAUGCCACUCCUUCUUCAAACACAUCAACUCCCCGCCAAACCAGAUCACGUAAAAAUUCAAUCAAGUUUAUCCCCUCGGGUGUUGCAACAACCCUGUCUAUGAAUAGAUCAACUGAACAUAUUUCCAAGGUUAAACCAAUUUUUUAUAAUCUUGCCAGUGACAAUGAUGAUGAUGAUGAAGAAAUGAGUCUUGAUGAAUCUACAAGUAGUAGCACUAAUAAUAACAGCGGACAGUAUUACUGGUUAGGACAAAAUAGAUAAGGUAUAGGUAUUCAUUAUAUAGCAUAUUAUUUGG